UGACUCGUUCCAACUUCCAAAAAAAGGACAAUAAACGUUAUUGGUUAACAACGGUUACUCCGCAAGUCGGAGAAAGAAAAUUUUGGGGGGCACUAUCGUUUAUCUAAUAUUAUUUCGCCCUACAAAAAGCGGGAAAGUAGAGGCUGAGCAAAGUAUGGGAGUCCAUUCCAUGGGAACAAGCCAACAACGUAUUUGACCUGUUCUCCUUCAUUUUCCUUCCUUCUCUUCCCCUCCUAAUAAAUCCAUCCCCGAUUUCUCCGUUCUCUUAAACACACUCUCCCUCUUUCUGCCUCUGCUUUCCAUAACUUUCUUCUUCUUCUUCUUCUUCUUCUUCUUCUCUCUCUCUUUGAUGGCUUCCUCCGCCUAGUAUCUUGAGCCUCUCUUGGAUUCUCUAGGACUCUUGUUUUUCUUUCUUCAGUCUUCUCUAAUGGAAAUGGAGCGACCAAAUGAAGAACAGAGGAUUAUCGAAUCCUCAACCCCAGAACAAACUAAAAUCGAAAACAAGGUCCUCACUGAAGAAAACGAAGGAAACAGAUCGAAAAAUUGCACUUCCGGCGGAGGAACCGAAGAAAUUGCCGGAAAGGGUAACGAGAAUACGUCUCGAAACGAGAAUCCGGGAGUUGAUCGCGGUUCCGAUAAUAACGGUGACGACAAUAUCUCCGGAAGCAAGGUUCAUGGAGGAUAUGAAGAUUUAGAUGGUAUAGAAAACAUGAAGAGUUCCUCAGAUAAAUUGGGGGAAAGAACAGAGAAUAAUCAAAAUUCAUCCGUAAUUGAGAUCGAAAAGAGACAAAUAUACAUUGAAGACGGCAGAAGCGGUUCCUCUACCGGUCAAGAUAAAGCUGCGGAAGAACAGAUUGCGUACGGGAAUGAAGAUUCCUCCGACUUGAACCCCUCGCCAAGUCCUCGCAGGAUCAACUGUGACGUGAGGGUUGUCCAGCCUCAUUCACAACUUCCGAAACCAGAAACUCCACCGGGGUUACGGAAAUCCCCAUCCACCGGCGAGGAUGAUUACCACCCAAAAGAACAGUCAGUUUCCUCAGGGGACAAUUUCUCCGUCGACAUGCCGGCUAUAGGGAAGUACAUCCGAGAGCAGAGCAACAACUUCUCUGCUGCAAUCGCGAAGCGCAUCAUGUCUUUCAAGGAGGGCGACGACCGGACGGCGAACGGCAGUAACGUGAACCAGAGCAUCCCGUCUGUGAGUGAGGGCAAUCUUUCGGGAUUGAAGGUAAUCGUGCAGCUCAAUAAAGAGGAAAACAGAGAGUUGAACUUCAAGGGUCGGAUCAGUUUCUUCUCGAGGUCGAAUUGCAGAGACUGCACGGCAGUCCGAACGUUCUUCAGAGAGCAAGGGUUGAAGUUCGUGGAGAUCAACAUCGACGUAUAUCCGCUCCGAGAGAAGGAGCUGAUCGAUAGGACGGGGAGCUCGACGGUGCCGCAGAUUUUCUUCAACGAGAAUCACAUCGGAGGAUUGGUGGCGCUAAACUCGCUCAGGAACAGCGGGCAGUUCGAGCAGAAGCUGAAGGAGAUCAUGACGAGGAGAUGCCCCGAGAACGCGCCGUCUGCGCCGCUUUACGGAUUUGAUGAUCCUGAUGAGGAUCAGACGGACGAGAUGCUUAGUAUCAUUAAGGUUUUGAGGCAGAAGCUGCCGAUCCGGGACCGAUUGAUGAAGAUGAAAAUCGUGAAGAAUUGUUUCUCAGCGAGCGAGAUGGUGGAUCUCAUCAUCCAGCAGCUCGGUUGCGGCAGGACGGAGGCUGUUGAAAUUGGGAAGGAGCUGGCUAAAAGGCACUUCAUCCAUCACGUAUUCGGUGAACAUGAUUUCGAGGAUGGAAAGAACUUCUAUCGCUUACUUGAGCAUGAAGCUUUCACUCCCAAAUGCUUCAACUUCCGAGGAUCCACCAACGACAGUGAACCGAAGCCAGCAGCUGUUGUCGGUGAAAGACUUACAAAGCUAAUGUUUGCCAUACUCGAGUCCUAUGCUUCUGAGGACAGGCUUCAUGUUGAUUACCUCGCCAUCAGUACCAGUGAGGAAUUCCGGAGAUAUGUGAAUAUGACUCCAGAUCUACAACGUAUUAAUGUGCUUGAGCUAUCAGAAGAUGAAAAGCUGGCUUUCUUCUUGAACCUGUACAAUGCCAUGGUCAUUCAUGCCGUGAUUAGGGUGGGUUGUCCACAGGGGGUAAUUGACAGGAGAUCUUUCUUCGCUAACUCCCAAUAUAUAAUAGGAGGCCACCCCUACUCCCUCAACACAAUCCAGAAUGGGAUUCUUAGAUCCAACCGGCGACAACCUUACUCCUGGAUGAGACCUUUUGGUGCUGGAGAUAAGCGUUUAGAGGUGGUUCUUGCUAAUGUUAACCCAUUAAUCCAUUUUUCCAUUUGCAACGGCACAAAGUCAAGCCCAAAAGUGCGGUUUUUCUCAAGCCAAGGGAUUGAAGCAGAAUUGAGAUCCGCCACGAGGGAAUUCUUCCAUGAAGAUGGGAUGGAUGUGAACUUGGAAAAAAGAACUGUACACCUGAGCCGAAUUCUUAAAUGGUAUAGCGUGGAUUUUGGAGAAGAGAAAGAGAUUUUGAAGUGGAUCGUCAAUUUCCUGGAUUCAACCAAAGCUGGCCUUCUGACACACCUGUUAAGCGAUGGAGGCGCUGUUAAUGUUGUUUAUCAAGACUAUGAUUGGUCCUUGAAUAGUUAAGUAUUCAAAUCUUCGUCCGCAUGAGAUAAUAUAGAAUUUAUUUUUUUUAGCAAAUUGAAAAUUUCAUCCAAUUUCACGAGUUCAUGAAAAAGGUGGAAAUAUUCUGAGGAAAAAAUACGUGAAAUAAUAUUAAAAUACAAUUUUGAGAGAUGUAUAUAUCACUAUAAAUUUUUUUUAUUAUUUUUAUGCUUGUUUUUUCCAGUCUCUGUUUGGAGUGGGGAAGUAUGUACGUAUUUGUAUACUGUUGAUUAGAGAGCUUUCUUUCUAAUGGAACUGUUCGGAAAUGGAAGUAUGUACGUAUUUUUUUCA
Messenger RNA from Nelumbo nucifera (sacred lotus), 2986 nucleotides. Its product is annotated as glutaredoxin-like protein. Lineage: Eukaryota; Viridiplantae; Streptophyta; Magnoliopsida; Proteales; Nelumbonaceae. Gene Ontology annotation, biological process: intracellular signal transduction. The record is from RefSeq and is a predicted model, not a curated record.